AGACAUGCAAAAUGAGCUGAAACUUUACACACGGAAACGUGCAUAAAGGUGCGUAAAUGUGGUUUUGUUUGUUUUUUUUGUUCGUUGAUUUGAAGAGUGUGUCCUUAAGGUGAAACACACGAACUCGAGGCCAAAAUGCCGCACGACGCAGCGGAAUGCGCGACUUUGUGUAACUUUGUUUCCAGCUUGCGCUUUUCAGAUGUUGACACAUCGACGUCGUGAAGCUUAACGACUUCCUAUAGAGUCGCGGUCGAUUGUGACCCGGUUGUGGGGCUGUAAUAGUGAGCAGUGAGCAGUGUGCAGCCGUGUGCAUGCCCAAGACUCGACUUUGCUCCAGGUUGGAUCGGUUUUCUGCGUCACACAGCCCUGUCAUCCGAACCUCAAGACAGAAACACGGACAGAAGGAAAGGCGACAUUAACACAACUCUUGCCUGAGGGAUGACAAAUCACUUAGCUGUUUACAGCAUAACUAGUUUGGAGAAGAGGAGAACAGGCCAGGGAGGAAGUGCAAUUUGUGUUCUCUUCCCUCUUUUUGUGUGGCAUCUGCAUACGAAGGCAGUCAGACUUGUAGAACAGUGGGGAGUUUUUUUUUCCUGAUGACUGAUGAACAUUUCUGCACACCCUUUUGUAAUUUUGCAAUCUCAACAUGAGCCUCUCUCCUCAUAAUAGAGGGAACGUCAGUAAUCUGGGCAAACAGAAUAGUGAAGGCAUCGAAGAACUGGCUCAGCAUUCAGGUGAGGUCUUUUACAAUGCCGGGGGUGCGUCAUUGGAUCAAACGAACAGCGGUGCUGGAGGAGGGACUGACCCGGUUUUUGAUCUCCAAAGCUCAGCUGUCUUUAAACCUGAGAAAGGCUACCAAUUAUGGGGUCAUUUUCAGCAAUCAGGUCCAAUGAAAUGGGUGCCUCAAGAGCCAGUGCAUUCCUCCACUUGGUUUCCAGGCGUACCAAAUUCAACUAAACUGCCCCAAAACUUUGGACCUUCUCUGGAGGAUGCACGAGGACACCAAGCUUUACCCAAGACCAAUCAUGACAUGGACACCUUGCAGCAAGAGAAAAUAUCUGCAGGUUCCUCCAUGCCCUACUCCGAACCAAUGCAAGCUCCGGCACAAGGAAUGGAAUGGGACUCUCAUACAGUAGCAGCCAUGCAUCAUUCCCAGUUCCAAGCUCCUCAGCAGAGUCAAAAACCAGGAGACACACAGUACCAGCCUCACACCAUGCGCCACUCUAUGCCUGACCCUACUUUACAACCCUUUCAAGUGGCGUUUGGUCCGAAUAAGCAACUUCAGAACUCAGGUUUUUUCCAAGCUUUCCAAGGAAACAGUGCACCACAGAAUCUGGUUUACAGCGAACCACCAAAAUCACAGCAGCAACAGCAACUCCUGCAGUUGCAACAGCAGCAGCAGCAGAUGCAGCAAAUGUUGCAACAGCAGCAGCAACAGCAACAGCAACAACGACUGCUCCAAUUUCAGCAGCAGUACCACCAUCAGCAGAAGAUGCAGGAACAGAUGCAGCAGAUGCAGCAACAGCAGCAUCAAAUGCGCCAGCUGCAAAACAUGCUGCAAGCAGAGCCAUGUCCUUCUCAACCACUUCAGCAAGACCAGCAGUUGGUCAGACCACCACAGCAACCGGACAACAGUCAGGCCAAAGCAGGUUCUUGUACAGUGCCUCAUCAAAGACAGGAUCCAAGUCCUCAGUCACCAAUGACCAAAGAUCCAGGUUUUGGUCAAGCACUUCAGGAUGCACAAGAAACCGAAGGCAAAUCCGAGGCUCUCCCGCGGCGUUCCAGACGGCUCUCAAAGGACAGCAUUUCUCCUCCAGGCAACCCACCGGCAAAGGAAUUGGCCCGUAACAGCGGCAUUGCUGCUCUUCCUGGACCCUCGGUAGGGGUUAUCCACAGCACUCAGAGACGAAGGAGGACAUCCAAAGAGAUCAACCUCGAGACUCUAGCACAGAAGGCCUCGGAGAUGGAGUUUUUACCUGCAAAGCAUGAGGAGAGCAUGUCUAGCAGACAGACAGGGAUGCCUCCUCUAGUGAUCCCCGUGUCUGUACCUGUUCAGAGGAAUCAGGGCCAUAUGGAGCAGGCGGGUGGCUGGACGUGUGAGCAGAGGCUUCCUCCAGAAAGUCUGCAACAGUCUGAGCACAAACCUUCUGUCAUCGUGACACGCCGACGCUCCUUACGGGCCUCUGACGGUUUCAACCAGGAGGACAUGAUGGAGGACGGAAGAUCCCCAGACAAGAUAAAGCGCCGGCCGCGACCUGAGCCCCUGGUCAUACCUCCGCCCAGAACGUGCACGUUCAUCGCCCCGUCUGCCUACUCCAGCAUCUCAUCCUUCCAGAGCAACCUGCGCUCCCCGGUUCGCCUGCUGGACAACCCUCUGACUCUGCCACCCUACACUCCUCCACCCAUCCUGUCACCAGUGCGGGAGGGCUCAGGACUUUACUUCUCCACCUUCCUGUCAUCGAUAGCAGCAGGGAAUCAGGGAUUGCCUCCACCUCCAACCCCCAAAACUGCCUCCAGGAGCCUCCUGCGCUCAAGCAGUUCUGACAUCACUCCUCCGAUGCUCCCUCUGAUUGGAGAGGCCACACCCGUCAGCUUAGAACCGCGAAUAAACAUUGGCCCUAAGUACCAGGCAGGGAUUCCCGAGCUCCAGGAUCAGUCUCUGGUUGAACAGGAUCAGCACAAAGCUACGCUGGUGUGGCUCCCACUGACACAGGUGGAAUCUUCACCGUCCCAGGAUGAGACAGUGGAUAAUCUGAUGAACCUGGCAUGCUCCAGUGUGCUGUGUGGAGGAGGAACCAAUGUGGAGCUCAUGCACCACUGUCUUUACGAGAACGGAGGUGACCUCAUGAAAACUCUCGAAGCAUUGUUGCUAAAGAAACCUAUUUUCCCCAAAGAUCAUCACCUUGCUAACUACCACUAUGCAGGGUCAGACUGCUGGACUGUGGAUGAAAAGCGAUACUUCAAUAAAGGGAUAUCUGCAUACCGGAAGGACUUCUUUUUAGUGCAGAAAUUGGUGCAGACUAAAACAAUGGCGCAGUGUGUGGAAUUUUAUUACACCUAUAAGAAACAGGUGAAGGUCGGACGCAGCGGGAUGCUGAUCUACGGCCCUCCGGAUCCAGAAGAGCGCGUCCCUGAGAUCCCACAGAUCAAACAAGAGCAGCUGGAAACGGGAGAAGAGAGCAAACACAAGGCAGAGCAGGUAGACGGCGGCGCUGAUCACCUCCGAAACGUGACCAAAGCUCUUCAGGAGGGGAAAGUCUUAGUGCUCAGCAACCCACAAAUUGUCUCUUUGAGUGAGGUAACCGCACUGAGGAAGGAAACACAGACUCCUCCUUUCUUUGCUCCAAAACCACGCGAGAGUGCAGCAAGGAGAAGUGCUCCAGCGAGUGCGCCGAAGAGUCAGGGAGAACCAGAGGGUGUAUUUCCCUGCAAGAAGUGCAGCAGGGUGUUCUAUAAGGUGAAGAGCCGCAGCGCGCACAUGAAGAGCCAUGCCGAGCAGGAGAAGAAAGCGGCGGCUCAGCGGCAGAGAGAGGAAGAGGAGCGUCUGGCGGCAAUGGCCAGGCUCAAGCAAGCAGAGUCCGAGAGGUUUGAGGAUGACAGUGAUGAAGCUGAGGAGUAUGUGAUUGACACCGAUAACGACAGAGACGAUGACUGGCGAUGAGGUUUUUUUUUUUCAUUUGAAUAAUUUUUUUUUUUGAAGGGGCACCACCUAUUUAGCCAAAUCUAUUCCAAAUCCAGCGGACUGUUUAUUACACGAUAACCAAAGGGAUGACAUGAAUGUAAUAGUUAUUUUUAUGUCAACAGUGUCAUGAUGUGUAACAUUCUGUAACAACACAACGCAAAUAAUAGGUUUUCUUUAUUUCUUUAACCAACGUCUGAAUGUCGAUUUAAACACAGACAACAUGACCUCCGCUCAACUGUUUUCUCAAUUUCUCUGAAAAUGUAGCAAAGUUUUUAGAGCAACUUUUGUAAUAACUUGGGGAAAUCUUUUCUAUGAAAUUCACAUUUAUUUUGUUAAAUAAUAAUGGUCUAUUUUUAAUGUAAGUUUAGUGUUGAUAUAAAAAUAAUGGACUAAAAAGACAGGAAAUUGUAUUUUGUACAAUUAUAUUGUAUUAUCAGCUCAAGGACACUAUUAUUUUGAUCCUGUUACACAAAACUAUGGGUAAUUUUCAAUCGGAUGUAAUUUUGUAUACGAAACGUAUAAAUAGUAGAAAAUGUA
Tachysurus vachellii is the source of this 4219-nucleotide messenger RNA. RefSeq names its product mitotic deacetylase associated SANT domain protein a (gene mideasa). NCBI's taxonomy places the organism in Eukaryota, Metazoa, Chordata, Actinopteri, Siluriformes, Bagridae. Gene Ontology annotation, molecular function: transcription corepressor activity. The transcript has 13 exons. Gene Ontology annotation, cellular component: histone deacetylase complex; transcription regulator complex. The coding region runs from base 647 to 3661 and encodes 1004 amino acids. The record is from RefSeq and is a predicted model, not a curated record. Gene Ontology annotation, biological process: regulation of transcription by RNA polymerase II; negative regulation of DNA-templated transcription.